Molecule: messenger RNA, 660 nt
Organism: Trichoderma citrinoviride
Lineage: Eukaryota; Fungi; Ascomycota; Sordariomycetes; Hypocreales; Hypocreaceae
Product: DUF1014-domain-containing protein
Exons: 2
Coding region: 1-660 (219 amino acids)
Biological process (GO): transcription by RNA polymerase II
Cellular component (GO): nucleus
Molecular function (GO): transcription coactivator activity
Source: RefSeq, a predicted model, not a curated record
AUGGCGGGCAAGAAGAGCGUGGACAAUAGCAAGAAGGCCGCGGGCAACGCGCGCAAGGCAGAAAGCGCCGCAAAGAAGAGCGCAGCUGCAGACGCCGCGCGCGAGUCGGCUGAGAGCGAGAAGUGGCAACAGGGAGCCAAGAGUAACUCGAAAAAGGAAGCAGAGGCCGCCAAGAAGGCCGAGGCCGCGGCGAAGAAAGCUGAGAAAGAGGCAUUGAUGAAGGAGGAAGAGGCUAGCCUGAAUGCCCGCGCAGAGCCCAAGAAGUCCAAGACGGCUGUCAAGAAAUCUCGAGGCCUGGAUUUGUCGCAGCUGGAUGACGACAAGCUGGGCACCCUCAGCGCCUCGGGUAUCGACAACGCUCUCGAUGCCCUUUCAUUGACGACUGGUGGAGACGAUUCCAAGAUCGACCAACACCCGGAGAGGCGAUUUGCUGCCGCAUACCACCGAUACGAGGAGCGAAGGCUCGCCGAGAUGAAGGCGGACGGCAGCGGCACGGGUCUUCGACUGGAGCAGCGCAAGCAGAGGAUCAGGAAGGAGUUCGACAAGAGUCCCGAAAACCCCUUCAACCAGGUCACUGCCUCAUACAACGCUUCUCGAGACGAGAUCAAGGACAUCAAGUCCCAAGAGCUGCACAAGAUUGAGAAGAGACUGGGGCACUAG